AAUAUGUCUAGAUCAAUGAGGUGUGGUACUAGUUCCAGUAAAUCCAUGUACGCUGGAUCAUCGUCCAGAAUGUCUUCCGGUUCCUCCUUUGGCGGAGGUGGUAGAGCUGGUGGAGCUGGUGGAGCUGGUGGAGCUGGUGGAGGUGGCUUCCAGUACCUAACCAUGUAUUCUGGUGGACGUGGAGGUGGAGGUGGAGGUGGAGGUGGAGGUGGAGGUGGAUAUGGAAGUGGAGGUGGAGGUGGAUAUGGAGGUGGAGGUGGAGGUGGAUAUGGAAGUGGAGGUGGAGGUGGAUAUGGAGGUGGAGGUGGAGGUGGUUUUGGGUUCUCCUUUGGUGCUGGCUGUGGCAGCGGGGGAGGAGGAGGAGGAGGAGGAGGAGAAAUGGACAUCUCUGCUCAGGCCAGCAUGCAAAACCUGAACGACCGUCUGGCCACCUACCUGGAGAAGGUGCGCAUGCUGGAGGCUGCCAAUAGCGAACUGGAGCUGAAGAUCAGAGAGUUCCUGGAAAGGAAGACCUCCCCGUCCUCCAGAGACUACAGCGCCUACUACGCCACCAUUGCAGAGCUGCACGGGAAGAUCCAGGAUGCUACCAAAGACAACGGUGGUAUCUACCUCUGCAUCGACAAUGCCAAACUGGCUGCUGAUGAUUUCAGGCUCAAGUAUGAGAACGAGCUGGCCAUGCGCCUGUCAGUGGAGGCAGACAUCGCCGGGCUGAGAAGGGUCCUGGACGACCUGACAAUGUCCAGGUCCGACCUGGAGAUGCAGAUCGAGGGUCUGAAGGAGGAGUUGAUCUUCCUUAGAAAGAACCACGAGGAGGAGCUGCUUGCCAUGCGGACUCAGAUGAGUGGUCAGAUCAACGUGGAGGUUGACGCCCCGUCAGGACCCGACCUUGCUGUGAUAAUGGAAGAAAUCAGAGAACAAUACGCUGCCAGCGCCGCCAAGAGCAACAGAGAGCUUGAAGCCUGGUUCCAAGCGAAGACAGCAGAGUUGGACAAUGAUGUUGCUGUCAACACAGAAACCAUCGCAACGUCCAAAACUGAGAUCACAGACCUCAAGCGAACGGUGCAGAAUCUGGAGAUCGAGCUGCAGUCACUGUGUGGCACGAGAUCGUCACUGGAGUGCACCCUGGCUGAAACCCAAUGCCGGUAUGCCGAGAAGCUGGCAGGUUUCCAGAACAGGGUGUUGAAUCUGGAGGCUCAGUUGCAGCAGCUGAAUUCAGACCUGGAGAGACAAUCCCAGGAGUACCAGAUGCUGCUGGACAUCAAGACCAGGCUGGAGAUGGAGAUCGCCGAGUACAGGAGGCUGCUGGAUGGAGAGGCUGACGGGUGAAUGAUUUAAAGGAUUGUUUGUACAAC
This is a messenger RNA of Labrus mixtus (cuckoo wrasse), 1352 nucleotides long. RefSeq names its product keratin, type I cytoskeletal 13-like. The coding region runs from base 4 to 1326 and encodes 440 amino acids. The transcript is spliced from 7 exons. Gene Ontology annotation, molecular function: structural molecule activity. Lineage: Eukaryota; Metazoa; Chordata; Actinopteri; Labriformes; Labridae. The record is from RefSeq and is a predicted model, not a curated record.